AUGACGCCGCCAUUCUCUUCGCCUGUUUCUACAGCAGCAUCUCAAAGGGAAAGCCUUACGCAGGGGAUUGGUCUAGGCAUUUCUACAGGUGGGAUAGAAACAUCUUUCAACCACCUGAGGGCUGGGACUCCAUCAGGACACUACUCGGCGGCGCCGCCUUUGCACAACCAACUGGUAUCCAGUGACGCACUCUUCUACAGCUUUCCCUUGGAUAUCUCAAACCAUCCGUUUCGUGAAGUCUACAAUAGCUGUUCAACCACCUCCAAUUCCCCCAUUAGCCUUUACAGUGCUCAGACGCUGAGUGCAUCUCCAAGUUACAAUUCCGCAUUGGAGUUUCCCUCCAGCCAGGAACCGUUCUCGAGCCAGCCUUCUGGCCUUUGGGCGACGACCCCAUGCUCUCGAACCACGACACCCAACGAGAUUGUUGCUGCAGAUGAUGAAGCAAAGAGCCACUGGUGUCGAGAUGUGUUCGCCGAUAGGCUCAUCCCUGCCCCCGCAUCGAUGUCGUCAGCCGCAACUUCCUCCUUCUCCCCUACAACGCUGGUGGAGGAGAUUGAUCCGAGACAAAUGGUUAACGAGCCACAAGGCGCAGCAGCAGACAACGCUGUCAGCAGUCCCUCAAACUCCAACCAGAGGACUCGGGUCUCAUCGCCCGCUGAUAAACCAUCUGAGAUUGAGUUAGGGCUCAGGUGUCCCGUAUGCGGUGCCAAGUUCACCAGGAAAUCUAACUGCCGGGAACAUCAGAAGAGGCAUGAUCCUAAGUUCAAGAAAAUGUUUACAUGCGAUACAUGUGGUGGAUCAUUCCGCAGAGGCGCAGACCUCCGAAGGCAUACGGAUAGUGUGAGUGAAGUCUUAGACUCCCCGAGCAGCAGGCGCUAA
Penicillium lagena is the source of this 879-nucleotide messenger RNA. RefSeq lists its product as uncharacterized. Gene Ontology annotation, cellular component: nucleus. The transcript has a single exon. The record is from RefSeq and is a predicted model, not a curated record. The coding region runs from base 1 to 879 and encodes 292 amino acids. Lineage: Eukaryota; Fungi; Ascomycota; Eurotiomycetes; Eurotiales; Aspergillaceae.